This is a messenger RNA of Ziziphus jujuba (common jujube), 3369 nucleotides long. Its product is annotated as two-component response regulator-like APRR7. Gene Ontology annotation, molecular function: protein binding. Bases 674 to 3034 code for a protein of 786 amino acids. The record is from RefSeq and is a predicted model, not a curated record. Lineage: Eukaryota; Viridiplantae; Streptophyta; Magnoliopsida; Rosales; Rhamnaceae. Gene Ontology annotation, biological process: phosphorelay signal transduction system; cytokinin-activated signaling pathway. The transcript has 10 exons.
UCCCUUCCCCAAAAAACCCCAAAAGUCGGCCAUUUUCUCUCUCUUCUUUCUCUCUCUGCUCUCUGUUUCUCAUACCAGUCAAGCUCUUCUCUGCAAAAAUUUAACAAAAACAGAAAGAAAAAAAAAAUUAUAUCAUAAUUUGAAAAAAUAAAUUUACGAUUCAAACUCUAAUUAACUUGCAGAAAUAGUUAUAUAUAUAUAUAUAUAUAUAUACACUCAAUUUUUUUAGUUUGUUUUUCUGAAUACUUUUUAGCUGGAUCGAGCUUCGUAAUGGCGAUUCCUGUAUCUCUGGAGGUCAAUAUGCAUGGAGGUUUGGCGUUGCUUACUCACGGAGCACUUCUUCUUUUCGCUUGACUUUAGGGUAAAAGCAUUUUAUUGGGUUUGAAGCAUAUAUAAUCGGAUUUAAGGAAGAUCCAGUCUCCUUCGGCGUGGCCUGUAUAUAUUUAGUUAUGAAUUUACUUUUUCAUGUUACUGUAUAAUCGGUAAGUUAGCAUGUUCUAGGUUAAGUCGGUGAGUUAGCAUGUACUAGGUUAAGGGUUUGUAUAUUUCCAGAGAUUGGGUUCUGGCUCUCGAAGACAGAUGUUUUGCCGAUUCAAGAGGGCUUAUCACUAUUCUGAGCUAAGGACGUCCUUAUUAUCAGUCUUUUUUAAUUUGAUUGACAGGGAGUGUACUGAUGAGCAUUGAUGGCGAUUGGGAUAAAGAUUUGCCGGAGUUAAACCACCACCAGCAAGACGGGAAUAAGGGAGUUAAAGAUGAGGUUGUUGCUGUUGAGAAACAACAACGGUUGCUGGGGGAAAAUGAGUUGAAAAGUAGUCAAAUAGCCAGGGGAGAUGUGAAAGAUGUGAAAGGAGAGAGUGUACAAGCCCAGGCUGUUCUGCAAAUACAGAAGCAACAGCCUCAAGGGGCAAUGGUUUGUUGGGAGAGGUUCCUAAAUCUUAGAUCCCUUAAGGUUUUGUUGGUGGAAAAUGAUGAUUCAACUCGCCAUGUUGUUACUGCAUUGCUUCGCAAUUGCAGUUAUGAAGUUAUUGAUGCUGCAAAUGGAAUACAAGCAUGGAAGCUACUGGAGGAUUUGACCAAUCAUGUUGAUCUUGUUUUAACUGAGGUGGUCAUGCCUUGCUUAUCAGGCGUUGGACUUUUAAGCAAGAUUAUGAGCCAUAAGACACGCAAAAAUGUUCCUGUAAUUAUGAUGUCAUCUCAUGACUCAAUGGGUCUGGUCUUUAAAUGUUUGUCAAAGGGUGCUGUUGACUUUUUAGUGAAACCAAUCCGGAAGAAUGAACUUAAGAACCUUUGGCAGCACGUUUGGAGGAGAUGCCACAGUUCUAGUGGAAGUGGGAGUGAAAGCGGCACCCAGACUCAAAAAUCUAUUAAAUCAAAAAGUGUUGAAAAAUGGGAGAACAACAGCGGAAGCAAUGAUGAGGAAGAGAAUGAGAGUAUUGGUCUGAAUGUCGGGGAUGGAAGUGACAAUGGGAGUGGUACUCAGAGCUCUUGGACAAAACAAGCAGUAGAAGUUGACAGCUCCCUGCUGGUGUCUCCUUGGGAUCAAAGAGCUGAGUGUCCUGACAGUACUUGUGCUCAGGUUGUUCACUCACAUGCUGAAACAUGUGGCAAUAAAUUAAUUUCUGCAGCUACAAGAAGGGACUGCCUGGAACAGAAGGAACAACAUGACAGUGCUGCAAUAGGAAGAGACUUGGAGAUAGGGAUGUCCAAUAAACUGACAGUACAACCUGAACACCCAAAUGAGGUUCCGGCCAAACUCUCAGGAAGAAGAAACAAUCUGCUUGAGAUAGGUUUCAGUAAAUUCAACGAGCAAAUUAAAGGACGGGUGGACUGUCAUUGUGAGAGUCCAUCCAGCAAGCUGAAGUAUGAAACUACCAAGCGGACAGGUGCUAUCACUAAUGCUACAGAUACUCAGAUAGGCAAGACAGAUUUUGAAGUUCAAAAUAGGCAUUCCCAGGUCUCAGACAUAAAGAAUAAAGCCAUUAAUAACACAGAUGAAAUGCCAUCCUUGGAGCUCAGUUUAAAAAGACUUAGAGGAGUUAAAGACACUGGGACAAAAGCACAGGAUGACCGGAAUGUAUUGAGACGCUCAGACUCAUCAGCCUUCUCAAGGUAUAAUGCCUUAUCAAAUGCUAACAAGACUCCCACAGGGAAUGUGGGAAGUAGUUCUCCACAUGAUAAUGGCAUAGAAGUUACAAAGAAAGAACUUCGUGAUAUUCGGUCUCACUCAAGUGGAAAUCCUCCCAAUAACAGCUCCAAUGGAGCUAGUAACAAUAUUGAUAUGGGCUCAACGACUAAUAAUGCUUUUUCCAAAUCAAUUGUUUUAAACAAGGCAGCAACUGCAUCUACUGUCCAACAUAUGAACCCAUCAGCUGCUUUCCAUCCUUUGAAAAAUGAUCUUUCAUGUGCUCCCAAGCAAGUCAUCAUGGAUAAUGCUGAUGAGGUAACAGCUAGUAGAGUACUAGCUCAAUCAAAGGUUGCCCACAAGGAACAUCACAUUCAACAUCUGCAUCACCAUUAUGAUCACCAUCAGAUCAAGCAUCAUGUUGUACACAGUAUUCAACAACAGCAAUCAUCUGAUCAUAAUGAAUUGUCCUUGAAGAAAUUGGCAGCCGCUGCUCCUCAUUGUGGGUCAUCAAAUGUUCUUAGUGGGCCUGUUGAAGGUAAUACUGGAAAUUAUAGUAUCAAUGGAAGUGCUUCAGGCAGUAACCAUGGGAGCAAUUGGCAAAAUGGGAGCAGUACUGCAAUUAAUGUUGGAGGGACAAACAUUGAAAGUGAUAAUGGAAUUGCUGGGAAAAGUGGAAGUGGUAAUGCUAGUGGGAGUGGGAGUGGGAGUGGAAACAGAGUAGAUGAAAACAAGUCUGCACAAAGAGAAGCUGCCUUGACUAAGUUUCGCCAGAAGAGGAAGGAGAGAUGCUUCCGUAAAAAGGUUCGAUAUCAAAGCAGAAAGAGACUAGCAGAACAGAGACCUCGUGUCCGAGGUCAAUUUGUGAGGCAGCCAGCAAGUGAGAGCACAAGUAGUGGGAAAGACAGCUAAUUCUUUUUUAUGCCUUUUGUUGAAUGUUACAAUAGAAGCAGACCUGGCAUAGAUCUGGUGUAACUGUGAUCGGUUUGCAUGGAAACACAGAUGUUAUGAACCCCUUACAAAUUAUGUGCAUUUAGAGGUGACUAUGUGUUGGUGGUGUAGAUUCAGAAUUUGGGGGAGCUGUUAGCGACAUAUUCAACUGUAUUUUAUUCCUGUACAAUUUUAUUGAUACUCUAAAGAUGAGAGGCCCUUAGCCAGCCCUAUGCAUGGAAAAACUGUUUUAUCCAAUGACCAAUGUGGUGCUGUUUUAUGAACCUGGCUAAUUGAAUUUAAGAAGACCAUUCUGA